This is a messenger RNA of Ophidiomyces ophidiicola, 450 nucleotides long. RefSeq names its product putative kinetochore protein spc24 (gene spc24). The record is from RefSeq and is a predicted model, not a curated record. Lineage: Eukaryota; Fungi; Ascomycota; Eurotiomycetes; Onygenales; Onygenaceae. The coding region runs from base 1 to 450 and encodes 149 amino acids. The transcript has 2 exons.
AUGCUUCUUGAGGAGGACCCGGCGACACUGAUCAACCACACCGUCACAAACUUCAAUAUCCAACCUGACAAACAAACAGUUGCCCGUAUUAAUGACUCCCUCUCUUCCCUCCAGCAAUCCCGCGAUCUCCGCGCCCGCGAUGCUGAAAUCUCCCUCCGCAAGCUUUCCCGCAGCCUCAACACCCUCACCGCCCAGCACAACGAAACUAUAGCGUCCCAUGACCCUGCGCGUCAUGCUGCAUCCAUAGUAGAACUGGAUACGAAGAAGUUCAGAAUUGCGAAAACCGCUUCCGAGCUGGAGAUGGAAAGUGAGCGGCUGGAAGCGGAGCUAGAGGCGCUGAAACACCGGCUGGCGGAUUUGGAUGCCCAAGGGCUGGAGGGAGACGAGCAGGCUAGGAGGCAGCGAGAGGCAGAUGAUGCAACAAUGCAAGCAACUAUCCCCGCAUAUUGA